Eurytemora carolleeae is the source of this 2842-nucleotide messenger RNA. RefSeq names its product 26S proteasome non-ATPase regulatory subunit 2 (gene Rpn1). The transcript is spliced from 8 exons. Gene Ontology annotation, biological process: regulation of protein catabolic process; proteasome-mediated ubiquitin-dependent protein catabolic process. Gene Ontology annotation, molecular function: enzyme regulator activity. The coding region runs from base 46 to 2781 and encodes 911 amino acids. NCBI's taxonomy places the organism in Eukaryota, Metazoa, Arthropoda, Copepoda, Calanoida, Temoridae. The record is from RefSeq and is a predicted model, not a curated record. Gene Ontology annotation, cellular component: proteasome storage granule; proteasome complex; nucleus.
AUCAUUCAUUCAUCGUAUAAAAAACUUUGUUUCAGAAAUUUAAAAAUGGCGCCAAAAGAAGUUGAAGUUGCCGCUACAUCUGCCCCCGACAAGGAAAAGAAGGAAAAAGCAGAUAAGAAGAAGAAGGAGCAAGAGGAGGAAGAACUAUCUGAGGAAGACAAGAUUCUAAACGAAGAACUUGAACUCUGUGUCACAAGAUUAGACGAGAAUGAUGCUUCCCUGUACAAGCUAGCCCUGGACUCAAUGACAACCUUGAUCAGAGCCUCAACCACGUCAAUGACCUCUGUCCCUAAACCUCUAAAGUUUAUGAUCCCUCAUUUCGACAAGAUGAAGCAGAUCCAAGGCAAGAUGUCUCCUGGACCCGUCAAGGCCCAGUGUUCUGAUGUAGUAUCUGUGCUAGCAAUGACAAUGUCAGAGGAUAGAGAAUGUCUCAAGUUUAAAAUGCAGGGAAACCUGAGUACCGAGGAGAUAGAACUCUGGGGACAUGAAUAUGUUCGACAUCUAGCUGGAGAAGUGGUUCAAGAGUUUAACUCUCUAGCAGCAGAUCAAGAAUCCAGUAAGACUGAACUGAUGAAUAUUGCAAAGCUGAUAGUUCCCUCUCAGAUGAAACAUCACGCGGAGGCCGAGGCUUGUGAUCUCCUGAUGGAGGUUGAACAGCUAGAUAUCCUUGAGCAGUAUGUGGACGAGGCUGCUUACAAUAGGGUGUGCCUGUACCUAACUAGCUGUGUACCGUAUGUACCGGAUCCAGAGAAUACAAACCUUCUCGUCACAGCUCUCAAUAUUUUUAGGAAGUUUAACCAGCUCCCUCAGGCAAUGCGUCUAGCUCUUCAACUAAACGAUAGAGACAAGGUUGAAGAUAUAUUUAACACCUGUCCUGAUAGUACAGUUAAACGACAACUAGCGUUCAUGUUAGGUCGUCAUCAGUUCUAUCUCGAGCUACCGGCGGACUCGGAGGACUACGACGAUCUCAACGAAAUCAUGUCCAACGUCCAGCUGAACAACCACUUUCUCAACCUGGCGAGGGAGCUGGAUAUUAUGGAGGCUAAGACUCCGGAUGAUGUUUACAAAUCUCAUCUUGACAAUGUGAGACCAGGGUUCGGAGGAGGAGCUGUAGAUUCAGCUCGUCAGAACCUAGCUUCUAGCUUUGUUAAUGGUUUCAUCAAUACAGGGUUCGGACAGGACAAACUUCUGAUGGAGGACGGCAACAAGUGGUUGUAUAAGAACAAGGAGCAUGGUAUGCUCUCCGCUACUGCCAGCAUAGGUCUGGUUCUUCUCUGGGACGUGGACGGAGGUUUGACACAGAUUGAUAAAUAUCUUUACUCUCCAGAGGACUGGAUUAAAUCUGGAGCUCUGCUCGCCUGUGGUAUAGUUAAUACUGGAGUUAGAAAUGAGUGUGAUCCUGCAUUUGCUCUUCUCUGUGACUAUGUUCUUCACUCAAGCAACGUGAUGCGUCUUGGAGCCAUCUUUGGAUUAGGAUUGGCUUACGCUGGUUCUAAUAGAGCUGAUGUUAUUGAGCUUUUACUCCGUGUGUUUGCUGACUCUAAAUCUAACAUGGAGGUUAUCGGUGUAACUGCUCUGGCUACAGGUAUGGUUGCAGUAGGAUCCUGUAAUGGAGAUGUAACCUCCACUAUUCUCCAGACUCUGAUGGAGAAGUCAGGAGCUGAUCUCAAGGAUAGCUUUGCUAAAUAUCUGCCCCUUGGUAUUGGUCUCUGCUAUCUUGGAAAGCAGGAUGCUUCUGAAGCAACAAUUGCUGCUCUCGAGGUUAUCCCUGAACCCUUCCGUCAGAUUGCUGUAACUCUGGUUGAGAUCUGUGCGUAUGCUGGAACUGGAAAUGUUCUGAAGAUUCAGCAACUUCUCCACAUCUGCUCCGAGCACUACGAGCAGGAGAAGGAGACCGAGAAGAAAGACAAGAAGAAGGAUGAGAAGAAAGAUGAAAAGAAAGAUGAGAAAAAGGAUGAUAAGAAAGAGGAGAAAGAGGAAGAGGCAUCACACGACAUGUCCGGACAGCAAGCUGUUGCAGUUCUAGGUUUAGGUCUGAUCGCUAUGGGCGAGGAUAUCGGAAGCGAGAUGCUGUAUCGUACUCUAGGACAUCUCAUGAGAUACAGUGAACCCUGUAUCCGUAGAGCAGUUCCUCUUGCGCUCUCUCUCAUUUCCGUUUCCAACCCUCAACUAAACAUCCUCGACACCCUGAGCAAAUUCUCUCACGACCCUGAUCCAGAGGUUGCACAGAACUCUAUAUUCGGAUUAGGAUUGAUCGGAGCUGGAACCAACAACGCCAGACUUGCUGCAACCCUUCGACAGUUGGCUCAAUAUCACGCUAAGGAACAGAACAACUUGUUUAUGGUUCGUAUAGCUCAGGGUCUUGUUCAUCUUGGUAAAGGAACCCUGACACUCAACCCGUUCCACUCCGACCGUACUCUAAUGUCUCCUGUAGCUGUUGCUGGCCUUCUCUCCGUCCUCGUUGCUCUACUGGACGUGAAGAACACUAUCCUGGGUAAGUCCCACUACCUUCUCUACGGACUGGCCACAGCAAUGCAGCCAAGGAUGCUUGUUACCUUCGAUACGGAGCUCCGACCUCUUCCUGUCUCCGUCCGGGUUGGUCAAGCCGUUGAUGUGGUUGGGCAGGCAGGGAAACCUAAAACCAUCACAGGGUUCCAGACUCAUACCACACCAGUUCUUCUAGCACACGGAGAGAGAGCGGAGCUAGCUACAGAGGAAUAUAUUCCUGUCACCACUAUAAUGGAAGGGUUUGUUAUCCUUAAGAAAAAUCCUGAUUAUUAAAUAUUUGUGUGAUAAAGUAUCUAAAUAAGUUGUAUGUGUACUGAACUAAUUAUAUUUCAGA